Molecule: messenger RNA, 4733 nt
Organism: Cheilinus undulatus (humphead wrasse)
Lineage: Eukaryota; Metazoa; Chordata; Actinopteri; Labriformes; Labridae
Gene: macc1
Product: MET transcriptional regulator MACC1
Exons: 5
Coding region: 102-2657 (851 amino acids)
Cellular component (GO): cytoplasm
Molecular function (GO): protein binding
Source: RefSeq, a predicted model, not a curated record
GCAGAAGCGCAAACAGAAGAGUAAAUGAGGAGGAGGUACGCCCUAAACAAGAAGUGUAAAUGAUAGUUGGCUCAAGCAAAAGUCUCUUCUGAAGAUGAAAUAUGGCAGCUAGAAGAGCCACAUCCUUCCAACGCUAUGGAAGUCUCAUGCGGAGUAAAUCUGAAGGGACGCUGAUUGAUCUGAAUGACAAUACUUCAAUCACAAACAAUGCAAAUGGUGGAUACGUGAAACAAGUAACACAAAACUCAGAGUGGCCACUUUUACAGCCAGAAGUUGCACUUUCAUCACAGUCGAAAAAUCCUUUCUGGAACAAACUGUCAGGAUCAAAUCCUUUCUUGGAUGAAAUUGUCCAGGGCAGUACGGACAAACACAUUUCUGACACAUCAAGUGCAAAACAAGACCAUGAGAAACAGGCGGCUACAAAUAAUGAUGACGCCAUCAGCACGUCUUCAGAUGAAGGCAAUGUAGGGAACUUUUUGGAGAACAAACACAAAGUGAGCAACCGAUCUGGGAGAUGGAGAAGUGCUUCAGACAUUCUGGAUGAUCUGGAGAGAAAAGAGCCAAAACGUGAGAACAGCUUCACACCACCUGGGCCAGUGCUGAAUCCAGAUUUCGAAUGGCUAAAGAAUGACAGAGAGGCUUAUAAAAUGGCCUGGCUGAGCCACAGGCAGCUCACACGCUCGUGUUUGGACUUAAAUCUGAUGAGCCAGAGCCCAGGGUGGGCUCAGACCCAGGCCUCCAACUUUCAGGUCAUAUCUAAGAUCGGCCAUGCUGGUGGCACAGUGCAAUUACCAGACUCUGAAAUCAGGAUCAUUAUUCCAGAGGGUCACGUUCCUCCGGGUGAGGUCCAAGAGGUUACACUAAAAGCAAUGCUUGAUCCUCCUCCUGGACUCAACAACAAUUACAUGACCACUAUGAGUCCGCUUCUAGAGGUGGUACUCAGCAACAUAAACACCAAGGAGCGCAUCUCUCUGGAGAUGAAGCUGUCUGGAGAGGUCAAGAGUGAUCCAACAAGUCAGGUGAUGACUACUGUGGUUGGGCUGGUGUCUAAUAAAAAAGAGGGACCUUAUUUAAAUGUAAAUGACUGUAAAAUUCACAAGAACAAGAUGCAGAUGAAGCUGCAGGACUUGAAGACACAUUUUUAUGUGGUUGCAGUUGCAGAGGCCUCUGCAAUCCAAGCCCCUGCUACAUCUGUUUGGGAUUACCUUGACCGCAAAAUCACAGUAGCAGUUUAUGGUCCCAGGUUCAUCCAUCCUUCAUUCAAGGUUGUCGUAGUUGUUUGUUGUCAUGAGGAUGUUCCACCCAAGCUUCCCUUUUCAGCAAUCUGCAAAGGGAACAAAAACCUGCCUCCACUUGUUCUGCAGCUUUGGGGAAAAAACAGUUUCAAACCAGACAAACUGAACAACCUGCAUGUUGGGAUAAACCUCAAAGACUCCAUGUUUAAAAUCCAACCUGAGGACAAACUGAAAGAAGUGAGACAAAGUCAGCUCAAAAUAGGCACAGUUCUGCAUCUGCCAGUUGCGUUAUCAUGCGCAAGUACAGCAGAAAUGACUCCUUUCAAACUAGAUCUAGAGGUGAAGGAUUCCAACUCAGCCACUGUUGCAAAUUUCCAGGUGCCUUCCCCUCCUGCAGCAUCUAUUAGAUCAGAAAAGCGAGUUCAGAAACCCUCAGACAAGCGAAUUGAUCUGGCAAGAACUGCACCUAUUCCUGAGGAAUCUGUUCAGGUUUUCCCCAAAUUCGCUGACAGACCUGUUAACCUACAGUGGUAUGGUGUAGCUCUGAAGUCAGUUCUCCGUCAGCCACGUGUAGAGUACCUUCUAGAGUACUUCAAGGGGGACACAGUGGCCCUCCUAUCCAGAGAGACUGUUAGAUCAGUAGGUAACUCAAAAGUCAAGGAGUGGUACAUCGGAUUCCUCCGAGGCAGGACUGGUUUGGUGCACUGCAAAAAUGUCAAGCUCAUAACCAGAGACCAAGUGAUCGACUACACCGGGAUUCAAAUCACCACAGAGGUCCUCUUGGACAACAUGACGCUGCCUUUCAGGAAGCUCACCUACAUGUACUCUGCCAUCCAGACACUGGUCACUGAACACAUCCCCAGCUGGAGAGGAUUUGCUGAUGCUCUGGGGUUUAGAAACCUGUCUUUGGACUCCAUCACACGGCGACACGCUGAGACCGAGGCAGAUAAAGUAGCAAGUGUACUGGAGAAGCUGAAGGAAGACUGCCAUGCUGAGAGGACCAGGAAGUUUCUGCAUGAGCUAAUGGUGGGCCUACUGAAGAUGGAUUCUGUGAAUCUUGCCGCCCAGCUGAUCCAGAACACGGUCAUUUUGUCCACUGCUGUGGAGCUUGGAGCUCGAUGGCGGGAGCUUGCUGAGAAGAUGGGAAAACUUUCCAGUGCUCAGAUAGCCGUGUAUGAAGCACCACAUCGAGGGAAGAGCGGAGAAGUUGGUUUGCAGUCAAUGUGGAAGCCUGCCUAUGACUUCCUGUACUCCUGGAGUCUGCGUUAUGGGGACAGCUACAGGGACAUGAUCCAGGACCUGCAUCUGGUGCUAGACAAAAUGAAAAACCCUGCCACAAGGCAGUGGAGGCAGCUGACUGGUGUCCUCAUCACAGUAAACUGUCUCGAUGUCUUUCGAACCUCUGCAUACCCAAAUUCCUAAAUCUUGAUGUAAAUGCACUCUAGUGAUGAGACAAACAGCCACACACUUGAGAAACACAGAGACAUGCUCUGUUCAUUGGCUGAUAGUAAGUAAGAAGACAUAGUGUUUUUAAUAACAAAGUGAAGAAAACAAUGAUGCGCCCUAAUGUUUUGUUUUUUCUUUGAGCAAAAAAGGGAGACCCACUAGUUGCUUAAGAAGUCUGAUAGUGACCCUACUUCUUUGAUUUAAAACCUCAGUUUACAUUUUCGGACCCUCUUUUUUUAAAUUCUUCAUAUGAAUGAAUCUGUAGGCAAACCCCAAGUUAUUUGGUAUUUGUAGUCAUAGAUUAUUUUAUUUUGCUGGUCAGCAGGCAUUGGCUGUAUUCAGGUACUUUUCUAGGGUCUCAGAUUACUAGUAAGGCUGUUAACAAUAACCGUUGCUGGAAAAGGAAGUAAUUGUCCCAAGUUAUAUUGUCUGGAUUGUUUUCAGAGAGUAGCUAAUGGGUUUUGACAUUUAGAUUUUCUUGAGUUACUGUUUGUAAUUUCAUCUUUAAUACAUCAUGUUAACUUUACAAUGGUGCCAUUUAAGCUAAAAUGGUUAAUAACGAGGAUGUGCUUUCAGACUUUCACCAUCGACUAAGAUAAAGGAGAGCACACUAUGUGUGUGUACCCUGUCAUCCAAGAUGGUGUUGGCCAAAACGCAGCACUGAAGGUUUCAAAUUUAGAGUUCACAAACAAAUGGAGAGAUGGCUACAGCAACUCUGCUAAUACUGUCUGAGCAUAUGUUACACUGAAAGGUUAUGAUGUUACAUUGCUCUUUUUAAUGCCUUAUGUGUUUAAUUCUUUAUUUAUACUUAUUGUACACGAUAUAUCUGAAGCAACUUUUUGAUAUUCACAAGGUACUUGCACUACAUUUAGAUCUCACUUGGUGAGUGCAUAAUAUUUUGUCACAAUUUUUAAAAUGUGAAGGAGUGUCACACCAUCUGUGGUUCAGUAGAAAUUGAAGAUGCACCUAUGGCUUUUCUCUACAUGUCUGAGAACAUGUGAUUAAGUCUGUAGGUGUACCAUAAUAUAGUUUAAAGUUUUAAGGUCAGUAGGUCAGAUGUCCUAGAUAUCACUCAUGUUGACUGUUGUAUCCAAAUCCAGAUAUUGCUUCCAUCUUUUAUGCACCAGUUACAUUUAUUGUCUCUAUGAAUCUGCACUACUGAGAAAAACAUGCUUCCUUUAUUAAUCCAUCAUUUUUAUUAAGAUCUGUAUAACCUGUACUAAUCCUGUGAAACUUUAUACCAGAGGGAAUUUUAGAUUGUAGUUUUCUGAUGUACAUUGUAAAAAGUUAAAGGCCAGGGUUGGUUUACUGAUAAAUGUGAACACUUUUGCUAAUUGACAAUGUCAGUAGUGGGGUUUCCAUCCACCAGGUUUAAUGGUUCACACAAAAAUGCCUGGAGAUGCUGCAAAUUAAAAAUACUCAAAGUAUCAUGUUUUUACACUUAGAGGAGGUGGAAAAGUUGUUAUAUGAAAAGAAAAAAUGUAACUUUUUUUGCAUUGAAAAAAACGUAAUAAAUAAGCAGUAAUGUCUAAUAAGCUUAAGUUAGCACCCAAGACUGCUACCAGAACUCUUUUGAGAGAAAAUACUGUAGAAAAAAAAAGAGAAAAGUUGUUCAAAAUUCCCUUCUCUCUGGUGAUUGCUUCUCUAGUUUCCAUGAUGUAGUCUGUUGGAUCGUAAUGUAACACAGAAUGGAGCCCUUUUCUUCUGCAAUGCACCAGCUAUUGAAAACAAGCAUAUAUACACAUUCUCUUUUUAAGAAUUUAUAAAAAUACAUAUAUUUUACAAUAAAUUUGGAUGGAAAUCUCACUUAUAGUUGCAAUACUGACAUUGAUCUUUAUUGAAGUUUGUGUGCUAAAGAUGAAAUUGUUUUACCAAAGGAGGUUUCCUGAUUCCUGUAAACAAACCAUACAGGUUUUACUGUGUAUGUGUCAUACUAUAGAGGAGUUCAGUGUGUUUAUUUUUAUACUGUGACAUUAUGUUGUAGAAUUGUAAAUAACACAUUAUUUCAUACUGUACCAUGUGAGAGUUACAUAUUAAACAUAAUGACAUUUA